Molecule: messenger RNA, 678 nt
Organism: Diabrotica balteata
Lineage: Eukaryota; Metazoa; Arthropoda; Insecta; Coleoptera; Chrysomelidae
Source: the annotation of a GenBank genome assembly
AUGACUCGUCGACAAAUUGAUGAUUUGUCCUCUAGUUCUUCGCCAUCAUUGGAAACGGACCAUGGAAUGAUGUCUCCGCCGCCUCCCCAAGCUUCUCCUGCUAACAGAUCUCCCACAGGGGACGAUCGCGGUUCACCAGCCAUGUUGGCAACUAUGACGCCGGUCAACGUCAUGGAGCUCAAAAAGGAGAUGGAAGAAGAAAGUGCCAUGGGGAGACCCCCCUUAUACACUCAGGUAAAAACAGAAGUCUUGUAUGAAAAAGAUGACGAUAUUUAUGCUCAAGGAAUUGCUGAUAAGAAUGACACUCCGAUAGACUUAAUAUACGAGGACGGUAAUAAAACUGUUAUUUACACAACAGCCCCAGACCAGAAAGGACUUGAAAUUUAUUCCGCGGAUAAUUCGGGAGAAAUAACUAUAAACAAUAUAAGUGCGCACCAAAUACAUGGUCAACCGAUAUCAGAUGUCUUGAUCGAUAGUGGUACAAACACUAUGGUAAACUCAAGUGGGGAGACUGUCGGUAGUCCUCCAGGAACAGUUUCAGUUGUUCUUCAAGGAAACGGCCAAGGACUUCUACAAUAUCCUCAAGCACAAGUACCUGGUACCACGGUUUUAGUACUCUCAGAGCUGGUAGAUGACGUAGGAGUCGUUCCUGUAGUAGGACUAAGGAAAAUAUUGUGA